AUGCUGGGCUGCCCUCGUGGUUGGUUCCGCCGAGUGGCCCUUACCUCCGCCUUCCUCCGGCGCCAAGACCAGCGCGCCCGCAUUCUCGUCGCCCGCCCUGCGCCGCGCGCACGCUCUCAGGCCCCGGGUUCUCUUAAAUGUUUUCUUGGAUACUUGAAAAUGGAGAUGACAGAAAUGACUAGUGUGUCAUUGAAACGGGGGUCCAUUGCCAUCGAAGAUAAUGACAGUGUGGCCCCAGCUGAGGAGGCCAAGAGACAGAAGGUCUCAGGAUGCUGUCCAACCACAGGUCAAGACGGGCUAGAGAACAGCUCUCUACCCAGCAGCGAAAAGGUGCCUGGGCCUCCCGAAACUGCUGGACAGGGUAAAGAGAACUCUGAAGUUCCAUCAGAGGAAGAGGAGGAGGAAGAUGGCCUCUCAGAGGAGGGUGAGGAAGAGGAGGAAGCGGAGAGCUUUGCAGACAUGAUGAAGCAUGGGCUCACUGAGCUGGAUGUGGGCAUCACCAAGUUCGUGAGUUCUCACCAGGGAUUCUCAGGAAUCUUAAAAGAACGGUACUCUGACUUCGUCGUUCAUGAAAUAGGAAGAGAUGGACGAAUCAGCCAUUUGAGUGACUUGUCUGUCCCAGUGGAUGAAGAGGAUCCUUCAGAAGAUGUAUUUACAGUUUUAACAGCUGAAGAAAAGCAGCGUUUAGAAGAGCUCCAGCUUUUUAAAAAUAAGGAAACCAGUGUUGCCAUUGAGGUUAUUGAGGACACCAAAGAGAAAAGAACCAUCAUCCAUCAAGCGAUUAAAUCUCUGUUUCCAGGAUUAGAGACAAAAACAGAAGACAGAGAGGGGAAGAAAUAUAUCGUAGCCUAUCAUGCAGCUGGAAAAAAGGCUCUGGCGAAUCCAAGGAAACAUUCUUGGCCAAAAUCUAGGGGAAGUUACUGUCACUUUGUACUGUACAAGGAAAACAAAGACACCAUGGAUGCUAUUAAUCUGUUGUCCAAAUAUUUAAGAGUCAAGCCAAACAUAUUCUCCUACAUGGGAACCAAAGAUAAAAGAGCCAUAACCGUUCAGGAGAUUGCUGUUCUCAAAAUAACUGCACAAAGACUUGCCCACUUGAACAAGUGCUUGAUGAACUUUAAGCUGGGGAAUUUCAGCUAUCAGAAAAACCCUCUGAAAUUGGGAGAGCUUCAAGGAAAUCACUUCACGGUCGUCCUCAGAAAUAUAACAGGAACUGACAACCAAGUGGAACAAGCCAUGAACUCUCUCAAGGAGAUUGGGUUUAUCAACUACUACGGAAUGCAAAGGUUUGGAACAACAGCUGUCCCCACAUAUCAAGUUGGAAGAGCUAUACUGCAAAAUUCCUGGACUGAAGUCAUGGAUUUAAUAUUGAAACCCCGUUCUGGAGCUGAAAAGGGGUACUUGGUUAAAUGCAGGGAAGAAUGGGCGAAGACCAAAGACCCAGCCGCUGCCCUCCGAAAACUACCUGUCAAAAGGUGUGUGGAAGGGCAGCUUCUCCGAGGACUUUCAAAAUACGGAAUGAAGAAUAUAGUCUCUGCAUUUGGCAUAAUACCCAGAAACAAUCGCUUAAUGUACAUUCACAGCUAUCAGAGCUACGUGUGGAACAACAUGGUGAGCAAGAGGAUUGAUGAGUACGGGCUGAAGCCUGUGCCCGGCGACCUUGUUCUUAAAGGAGCCACAGCCACCUUUAUUGAGGAAGAUGAUGUUAAUAAUUACUCCAUCCAUGAUGUGGUAAUGCCUUUGCCUGGUUUUGAUGUUAUCUACCCCAAGCAUAAAAUUAGUGAAGCCUACAGGGAAAUGCUCACAGCAGACAAUCUUGAUAUUGACAACAUGAGACACAAAAUUAGAGAUUAUUCCUUAUCAGGGGCCUACCGAAAGAUCAUUAUUCGUCCUCAGAAUGUCAGCUGGGAAGUUGUUGCAUAUGAUGAUCCUAAAAUUCCACUGUUCAACACAGAUGUGGACAACCUGGAAGGUAAAUCACCACCAGUGUUUGCUUCUGAAGGCAAAUACAGAGCUCUGAAGAUGGAUUUUUCUCUCCCUCCUUCUACCUACGCGACCAUGGCCAUUCGCGAAGUGCUUAAAAUGGAUACCAGCAUCAAGAACCAGACCCAGCUGAACACCACCUGGCUCCGCUGAGGCCUGUGUCCCGUAUUAGAAAAUGCAGACUUGUGUUUGCUGGCUUCCUGUUCAUUUUCCUCUGAGU
Molecule: messenger RNA, 2203 nt
Organism: Budorcas taxicolor (takin)
Lineage: Eukaryota; Metazoa; Chordata; Mammalia; Artiodactyla; Bovidae
Gene: PUS7
Product: pseudouridine synthase 7
Exons: 16
Coding region: 1-2136 (711 amino acids)
Biological process (GO): pseudouridine synthesis
Cellular component (GO): nucleus
Molecular function (GO): pseudouridine synthase activity; RNA binding
Source: RefSeq, a predicted model, not a curated record